This is a messenger RNA of Phycodurus eques (leafy seadragon), 2208 nucleotides long. RefSeq names its product G-protein coupled receptor 37-like 1. Lineage: Eukaryota; Metazoa; Chordata; Actinopteri; Syngnathiformes; Syngnathidae. The record is from RefSeq and is a predicted model, not a curated record. Gene Ontology annotation, molecular function: G protein-coupled peptide receptor activity. Bases 189 to 1580 code for a protein of 463 amino acids. Gene Ontology annotation, biological process: adenylate cyclase-inhibiting G protein-coupled receptor signaling pathway; positive regulation of MAPK cascade. The transcript is spliced from 4 exons. Gene Ontology annotation, cellular component: plasma membrane; signaling receptor complex.
CAGAGCAGUCCUGCCACAAACUUCCGGCCCCUGCCCACCCUCGCCGCCAUCGUCGUUGUCAUCCUCAUCAUCAUCAUCCUCAUCAUCCACCCUCCAGACUAUCUUCAGGACAACGGAUGGCCUGCUGAGGUCCAACUGUGAACACACUUGCAGUGAUUCCUGAACUUGAUCUCCUUGGAUCUUCCACCAUGGCACCAUCGAUCACAAUGGUCCUGGUUCUGUUUCUGUGGCAGAUGCUUGCGGCCACCAAAACCCUCAGUGAGUCCCCUGCAUCCGAGGUCACGGAUGUAGACCUGGAUCAGCACCGGCGCCUGUCCCGUGGUGCUGACGAAGAGGAGCAAAAGUCCACCUUCAGCCAAUCCUUCGAGAAUGACUCCGUGACACCACCGCAAGUCACCAGACGCUCCAACAUUACAGAUCCCGAGGGCGACCACGACCACGCCCCUGGACUCUUCAACCCUUUCUAUCCACUGAGGCACGGCUCCUACACUGCCUAUGUCACUGCGCUGGCAGCUGGCCUGCUGCUGGCGGUCGGUAUGGUGGGCAACAUGGCGAUUAUGUGUAUCGUGUGGAACAACUUCUAUAUGAGGUCUGCCUGGAACUACCUGCUGGCCAGUGUUGCAUUCUGGGACUUCCUGCUGCUGCUGCUCUGCCUGCCUGUGGAGCUGGUCAACUGGUUGUCACACCGUCGCAUCCUGCCCGAGGUCACCUGCCGAUUGGUACCCUACAUGGAGGUGGUGUCUCUGGGCGUCACUUCCUUCACUCUGUGCGCUCUGGGUAUCGACCGUUUCCACGCCGCCACCAGCUCAUUCCAACCAAAGACGCGGCGAGUGGAGCGCUGUCGCUCGGUGCUGGUCAAACUGGUUGUGGUAUGGGUCGCCGCCAUGCUUUUGGCCAGUCCUGAGCUCUUCUUGUGGCAAGUCGCAAGAACUGCGCCACCUGCCACUGCUGACUCCUGCUCCAUUAGUGCUUCCUCGCCACCGUCCCUCCUCCUGCCGGACUCCCUGCACUCAAUCCUGCACAGGUACCACCAGGCUCGCAUGUGGUGGACAUUCGGUUGUUACUUCUGCCUGCCCGUCCUCUUCACCGUCCUCUGCCAAAUGGCGACCCGCAACGUCCACAGCGACUCCAGCUCCGCCCAUAAGCAGCGUAGCCAUGACGACCCUUCCUCCAAUCACAAGCGACAUCAUCACCACGCGCUGGAGCGACAGCUCAACUGCACCCUGUUAGCAUUAGCGCUGGUGUACACCAUAUGCGUGCUGCCUGAACACAUAAGCAACAUCACGCUAGCCUACACCCACGUCACCAUCUCUGAGGACACGGUGGCCAUGCUGACGCUCUUGCAUCACUUCUUUUUGUUCCUCAAGUCCUCUAUUACCCCUGUGGUGCUGUUAUGUUUAUGUAAGGCGCUGGGUCACGUUUUCAUGGACUGCUGCUGCUGCUGCUGCCGAGUGUGUCAGCAGAACUUGGUUGAAGGUUCUCCGGGCUCUGCUCACGUCCCGCUAAAGGUAGCAAAAGAGGCGGCCAUCUUUUUCGACAAAGCGAAAGACACGUCGGCCAUCUUGUCUAUCUCCAGUUAGAUGAUACUUUUUUGUUGGGUUUCAUCCCAUCAUGCAUCCAGCUUUUUCACUUUCCUCUUCACGGUCGCUCCACUUCCCGUUUGCACAGGGAGUGUCAUCUGUAGUCAUCAUAGAGACAUUUGAAAAUUUGGGAAAAGAUUUGACAAGGUCACAAAAAACAUUACUUUGCGUGGCAGAAAUGCACAAAAGUGAUGUUUAUGUAGCAGUUUUAAAUAAUUGUUUAUAUUAAGCGUGAAAAAUAAAACAAAGUUGAGGUAGCUAAACCUAAAUUAACACAAAUCAUCCAAUUGCAGUCAUAUGACUUUUGUUUGUUGUUUUUUACGCAAUAAAUGUUGAUUGAAAACCUUUAUUGGACUUUAACACACUCACUUGAGCAUCAGCGUAGAUUGCGCACAUUUGAAGAUUAACGGCUCACUGACCCAUUGUCGCCAUGGUAACCGUCACAACGUCAACGUGGCUAAGGUUUGUCGUCUUUGAACCAUGUGAUCAAAGCGACAUUCAACGCAUUGGCCAUGGUUAUGUGAAAGAAUGACUGUCAAAAAUGUGAAAUAAAAAAUAACUUCAAUUUCACCAGUGAUGAUGUCAUCACUUUACAGUUAUGUCCCACAAUUCCGUCAUCAUAAUCUAC